UGCAUUCAGUGCGAGUAUUGUGGCCGCUAGGUGGUAGCUCUGCACCAGGAUAUCCUCCUCCCAGGUCGUCGAAACAACAAACCGAACUACGGAGCAAGCGGGGUGAGAGAACGUCCGAAACCGCCUCUGACCGCGACUUUUAAACUCUUUUUACAGAAUUGUGGCGGAAUUCAGACGGAGGCUGUAUACGAGUAGUAAAAGUUACGAUUGUACCGGGACUACAUUUCACAACAAGGUCACAUGCAACGUCUCCUGCCUUGUAUUUUGUGAGGAUUAUAAGCCAGUCGUAAGUUAAAGUUAUCCAGAAGAUGUUGCAACAAUGAUAGCACCAGAAAUACCAUCAGAGUUCGCCUAUACUCAGGAUACAGACACUCGAUUCUCCUCAGACACAGACUUCUCUGAGGAUCCUGAUGGAAGGAGUGCAAAUUCAGCUAAAGGAAAGGGUGGAAAGAAGGGGAAGAAGGCAGCAGGGGAGAAAGGAAAAGGAGGGAAAGGAGCAGGCCGUAUAAAUGGCCACCACCAAGAGAAUGGCAUGGAAAACAUGAUGCUGUUUGAGGUUGUGAAGCUGGGAAGGAGUGCAAUGCAGUCUGUUGUUGAUGACUGGAUUGAAUCUUACAAACAUGACAGAGAUGUUGCACUGUUGGAUCUCAUCAAUUUCUUCAUCCAGUGCUCAGGAUGCAAAGGUGUGGUUACUGGAGAAAUGUUUCGCAACAUGCAGAACUCUGAGAUCAUCCGACGGAUGACAGAGGAAUUUGAUGAGGACAGCGGUGACUACCCUCUAACCAUAGCCGGGCCCCAGUGGAAGAAGUUCAAAACAAGCUUUUGUGAAUUCAUUUCGGUGCUAGUGCGCCAGUGUCAAUACAGUAUCAUCUAUGAUGAGUAUAUGAUGGACACAGUCAUCUCCCUUCUCACCGGACUAUCGGAUUCCCAAGUCCGAGCCUUCAGACACACCUCAACACUGGCAGCCAUGAAGCUGAUGACAGCCCUGGUGAAUGUAGCUCUAAACUUGAGCAUCAACAUGGACAACACCCAGCGCCAGUAUGAGGCAGAGAGAAAUAAAAUGGUCGCUAAAAGGGCAAAUGACAGGCUGGAGCUGCUGUUGCAAAAACGUAAAGAGCUCCAGGAAAAUCAGGACGAGAUUGAAAACAUGAUGAACGCAAUAUUCAAAGGAGUGUUUGUGCACAGAUAUCGGGAUUCAAUAGCAGAAAUCAGGGCGAUCUGUAUAGAAGAGAUUGGAGUGUGGAUGAAACUCUAUAGUGAUGCCUUCCUCAACGACAGCUAUCUGAAGUAUGUGGGAUGGACGAUGCACGAUAAGCAAGGUGAAGUACGUCUAAAGUGUCUCACAGCACUGCAGGGCCUCUAUCACAACAGAGAACUCAAUGCCAGACUGGAGCUCUUCACCAGUCGCUUUAAGGACCGCAUCGUCUCUAUGACUCUUGACAAAGAAUAUGAUGUAGCAGUACAAGCUAUUAAGCUACUUACUCUUGUCUUGAAUAGUACAGAUGAGGUGUUGACUCCUGAGGACUGUGAGAGUGUCUAUCACUUGGUGUACUCGGCACACAGGCCGGUCGCAGUUGCAGCUGGAGAAUUCCUUUUUAAGAAAUUGUUCAGCCACCGAGAACCGGAAGAUGAAGGUGCCCCUAAAAGGAGAGGCAGACAAAGUCCCAAUGCCAACCUCAUUAAGACCACUGUCUUUUUCUUCCUGGAGAGUGAGCUCCACGAGCAUGCGGCUUACCUAGUGGACUCACUCUGGGAAUGUGGUGCAGAGCUACUGAAAGACUGGGAGUGUAUGAUCAGCUUACUGCUAGAUGACCCGUUGCCAGGAGAGGAAGCUCUUACAGACAGACAAGAGACGGCUUUGAUUGAAAUCAUGCUGUGCACUGUACGCCAGGCUGCUGAGUGCCACCCACCUGUUGGAAGAGGAACAGGGAAGAGGGUGAUGACGGCUAAAGAGAAGAAGACUCAGCUGGAUGACAGAACCAGAAUAACAGAGCUGUUUGCUGUGGCUUUGCCCCCUCUACUGGCAAAGUAUGCCGUGGAUGGAGAGAAGGUGACUAACUUGUUGCAGCUUCCGCAAUUCUUUGACCUGGAAAUUUAUACCACAGGGCGUCUGGAGAAGCACCUGGAAUCCCUGCUGCGUCAGAUCAAAGAAAUUGUGGAGAAGCACACAGACACUGAGGUUUUAGAGUCCUGCUCUAAGACUUACCACGCCCUCUGCAAUGAGGAAUUCACAAUCUUUAACAGGGUGGACAUAGCCCGCUCCCAGCUGCUGGAUGAGCUGGUGGACAAAUUUAAUAGGCUAUUGGAGGACUUUUUACAAGAGGGUGAAGAUGCUGAUGAAGAUGAUGCUUAUCAGGUUUUGUCAACUCUAAAGAGGAUCACAGCUUUUCACAAUGCACAUGACCUCUCGGGAUGGGACCUUUUUACCAGCAACUUCAAGCUGCUUAAUACUGGCAUAGAGAACGGGGACAUGCCUGAGCAGAUAGUCAUCCAUUCACUGCAAUGUACCCACUACGUGAUACUGUGGCACCUGGCCAAGUUAUCUGAGGGCAGCUCCAGAAAGGAUGAUCUGGUGACCCUGAGGAAGCAGAUGAGGGCAUUCUGUAUGAUGUGUCAGCGCUACCUCACCAACGUUAACACAGCUGUCAAAGAGCAGGCGUUCACCAUCCUGUGUGAUCUCCUGCUCAUCUUUAGCCACCAGAUGGUGUCCGGAGGCAGAGAACACCUGGAGCCCCUGGUCUAUUCUCCAGAGGACUCACUACAGUCUGAACUGCUCUCGUUCAUCAUGAACCAUGUCUUCAUAGACCAGGAUGAUGACACAAAUAGCACAGAUGGGCAACAGGACGACGAGGCAGUAAAGAUUGAAGCUCUGCACAAGAGAAGAAACCUCCUGGCUGCCUAUUGUAAACUCAUUAUCUACUGUGUGGUAGAAAUGAGGACUGGAGCUGAUAUCUUUAAACAGUACAUGAGGUAUUACAAUGAUUACGGUGAUAUCAUCAAGGAGACUAUGAGUAAGACCCGGCAAAUUGACAAGAUUCAGUGUGCCAAGACGCUCAUCCUCAGUUUGCAGCAGUUAUUUAUUGAAAUGGUGACUGAACUGGGUCAUGGCUUUGAUCGCUCCUCCUCGGCAUUCUGUGGAAUCAAGGAGUUGGCACGUCGUUUUUCUCUAACUUUCGGUCUCGAUCAAGUCAAAACCAGAGAUGCCAUUGCCAUGCUGCACAAGGAUGGUAUUGAGUUUGCAUUUAAGGAGCCUAGUCCCCAAGGAGAAGGAAGCCCCCCACGCAACCUGGCUUUCUUGGACAUCCUCAGCGAGUUCUCCUCCAAGCUUAUGAGACAAGACAAGAGGACUGUCCACAUGUACCUGGAGCGAUUCAUGACGUUCCAGAUGGCGCUGCAGCGAGAGGACUGCUGGCUUCCUCUCAUCUCCUACAGGAAUUCCCUACAGGCUGGGGGCGAUGAUGAUACCAUGUCUGUGAUGAGUGGCUACUCCAGCAGAGGCUCUUCCGUUCGCUCCAAGAAGACUAAGCCUCCUGUUGUUACAGCUGGAACUUCAGCAGCCAAGAGGAAGUUGCCAGAAGAGGAGAGCAGCAGCAGCAGCGAAGUCUGGCAGCAGAGCAUGCAGACUCCAGUCAUGAUGCCAUCUCCCCAUCUCACCUCCACUGCCAUGCGGGACCCUAAGAGGGCACGUGAUGACAGCUUCAUGGGGGUCUACCCCCUCCCUCACGACCAGCAGCAACCCCACCAACACCCGCAGCACCAUCAACCGACGCCCCAGCACCACCAGGCAUCCAUGGAUUACAAUUCCCAGGUGACGUGGAUGCUGGCUCAAAGACAGCAAGAGGAGGCACGCCAGCAAGAAAGAGCCAUGAAUUAUGCCAAGCUCAGGACCAAUCUGCAGCAUGCUAUUCGUCGCGGCACUGGGCUCAUGGAAGAAGACGAAGAGCCGAUUGUGGAGGAUGUGAUGAUGUCAUCAGAAGGCCGUAUGGAUGACCUCAAUGAAGGCAUGGACUUUGACACCAUGGACAUUGAUCUGCCACCCUCCAAGAACCGCCGUGAGAGGUCUGAGCUCAAGCCCGAUUACUUUGACCCUUCUAUCAUGGAUGAAUCGAUGCUUGGGGUGUCCAUGUUUUAAGCUAAUAUCCAGAUGAUUUUGACGCUGGGAUGAGAGAAGAGGCGCUUUGUAUUUAAAGAGAAUUUUAGAAGUGAAAACAGAAGUGUUUUCUGUAAGAAAAGGCAAAAAUGAAAAAAAAAAAAGGAAAGAAAAAAAUCUGGCUUGUACUUUACGUGGACCAAUGACAACCCACACUCAGUGUUGCUUGCUCAGAGAGGACUUUGUUUCAAAUAUUUACUUUUAUAAUCUUGGGUAAGCUCUUCCUGUUCAGAAAUAGCGUAACAGGCCACUUCCAAACCUAUUAGAGAUGAGACAUGUCUGAAGAAAAAUCAGUAAUAGCUUUUUGUUUUCCUUUUUUUUUUUUUCCUCUUUCUUUUUUUUUAAUGGGGAUGAAAUGGUGUGUUUAACUUAAGAAACAUUUUUGUUUAUGUCUAACCCUUUUUACAAUUGUAGUAAGUUACCAGGUGUGAAGUAGUAAUUUAUAAACGGACUGUAGUAGCUUGCUUGUACUGUGUUAGCCAAGUGGAUGGAGGUCUUUGUUUCUGUGCUUUUUUUUUUCUUUUUUUUUCUUUUUU
This is a messenger RNA of Pundamilia nyererei, 4686 nucleotides long. It is a transcript of the gene stag2b, whose product is annotated as STAG2 cohesin complex component b. Gene Ontology annotation, biological process: sister chromatid cohesion. The coding region runs from base 320 to 4132 and encodes 1270 amino acids. Lineage: Eukaryota; Metazoa; Chordata; Actinopteri; Cichliformes; Cichlidae. The transcript is spliced from 34 exons. The record is from RefSeq and is a predicted model, not a curated record. Gene Ontology annotation, cellular component: nucleus; cohesin complex; chromatin. Gene Ontology annotation, molecular function: chromatin binding.